GUUCACUUCCUCAUUGACCAAGCUCUCCCUUAUCGUGCGUUCGCGACUCUGAGAACAACUUGGAGGAAACCAUCCUUCAAGUCUUUUUCUCUUUCGAGAAGUGGGCUCGGCCAAUCUCGGAGGGACGGAAGAAGAGAGUGGCCGAGGAAGCAGACUAAAACUUUGCAGAGCACGGAGCGCUGUACUUUGUCUACUCCCUCCCCCGGGCUUUCGGAUUAGCCGCCCCAGCAGCAGCAGAGAUGUCGAAGCCGCCACCUAAGCCAGUCAAGCCAGGGCAGGUCAGAGUCUUCCGAGCUCUGUAUACAUUUGAACCCAGAACUCCUGAUGAAUUGUACUUUGAAGAAGGUGAUAUUAUCUACAUUUCUGACAUGAGUGAUACCAACUGGUGGAAAGGGACCUCAAAAGGCAGGACUGGACUCAUUCCAAGCAACUAUGUGGCUGAACAAGCAGAGUCCAUAGAUAAUCCGCUUCAUGAAGCUGCCAAGAGAGGCAACUUGAGCUGGUUGAGAGAAUGCUUGGAUAACAGAGUUGGCGUCAAUGGCUUAGACAAAGCUGGAAGCACUGCUCUGUACUGGGCUUGUCAUGGUGGUCACAAAGAUGUAGUGGAAGUGUUAUUUACCCAACCAAAUAUUGAACUAAAUCAGCAGAAUAAGUUGGGGGACACAGCUUUGCAUGCUGCCUCCUGGAAGGGUUAUGCCGACAUUGUAGAGAUGCUUCUGGCGAAAGGUGCUAGGACAGACUUGAGAAAUAAUGAGAAGAAGCUGGCCCUGGACAUGGCGACCAAUGCUGCCUGUGCUGCUCUGCUUAAGAAGAAACAAGGAACAGAUGUAGUUCGGACAUUAAGCAAUGCAGAAGAAUAUCUUGAUGAUGAAGAUUCAGAUUAAUACCUUCCCUGAGUAGCUGAGAUCUGAAGCCUCUGCUGUCUAGGCCAUUAAAGAUAGAAAUAAAAGUAAAAAAACAAACAACCCUGCCUUUGCCAGAAGAAUGUUGGUAACUGUAAAAAGGAUGUGUGGGAAAGGCAGUGUUGCCUUCUGUUGGAACAGAAUUUGUACAUGACUUGUCUUCACUUUAAAUUUGCCAAUAAGUCACUAGAUUCCUUUGCUGUGUAAAGUGCAUUUAUGUUCACCAAAUUAGCAUAAGAGAAUAAUUUUUAUUUAUCCUACUCAAGGAAUUAAAAACUUUUUUUUGCUUAAUAAUGAAAACUCGGGGGUGGAUAUAUAUGUAUAUUUUUUAAGUUUGUAAUUUACCUCAGAGUUGAAGUAUUUUGAAUGGACUUUAGAGGGGAAAAUGCUUGUUAUAAACAUAAACCAAAAGUAUCUCUUUAGAAAACUGUCAGUUAUUCUGACAAAAAUAAAUAUUUUAUGACACUUUA
This is a messenger RNA of Phascolarctos cinereus (koala), 1372 nucleotides long. It is a transcript of the gene OSTF1, whose product is annotated as osteoclast stimulating factor 1. Gene Ontology annotation, molecular function: protein binding. Gene Ontology annotation, biological process: signal transduction. The record is from RefSeq and is a predicted model, not a curated record. NCBI's taxonomy places the organism in Eukaryota, Metazoa, Chordata, Mammalia, Diprotodontia, Phascolarctidae.